AUGGCGAAAGAUACAAGAAAUAUCGAAAGCGUCGACAGCGCGUAUUAUGAAGACGAGCUGUCGAUGCUUGAAGCAAAACGCAAUAUCUUCUUUGAACUCGUCCAGGGUAUUUACAAAAAAUCGCUAGUUGUCGAUACCGAUUUAGCCAGUCGCGAGAGUUUCCUUGAUGCUGCUGACACUAUCGACGAACUCCGAUCAGAGUUCAAAGAGGUGGUUAAUGAGUAUAAUCGUACGUUGCUAAGAGCUAGGGCGGCUGCUGUCCCUAAUUAUCAGCCGAUUAUAGCCUUCGAAGAUUUGUACUGCCGCAUCAGGAGAGUGGUUAAGCGGCUGCAACCAGCCGCACCGCCGGCCUCUUCGCUGCCUUCUAUAGUGGAGAGAGCCAGACCUUCUUUGCCAACGAUGGAACUGGUAGCGUUCGAUGGAGAUAUACGUAACUGGCCGCUUUUCUACGCUAGUUUUAAAUCCAGAGUGCACGAAAAUCUGUCGCUUACUGAUGAAGAGAAGCUCUUCUAUCUUAUUGGGAAAUUGUCAUCAAAAGCUCAAGCCGUCAUCGCGGGUAUAACUCCGAGCGCUGAAAACUAUCAGCUUAUCAUCGAUAGUCUAAUUGACAGAUUUCAAGACAAGCGCACUCUUGCCUCGACCUACAUGGAUCAAAUGCUCAAUUUAAAGAUUAAUGGUCCCGCUUCCUCGUCUAAUUUUCAAACAUUCAUCGAUAAGUUUGUCACAGCUGCGAAUGCGCUUAAGUCGCUUAAGCUCGAUGAUUUAUCCGAUUUCAUGCUCCUUCAUAUGGCAUUAAAGAAGCUAGACCAGGACACUCUUCGAGCAUUUGAAAUGUUACACCGAGAUACGAAAUUGCCUACCUUCUGCAAUUUGACAGAUUUUGUGAAGAGUCAGUUUAGGAUUUAUCAAAAUGUGCAACCAAGCACCGUCGUCGUCUCCGCCGCAGCAAAUCCAUCGCGCGAAAAAGGUGUUAAGUCGUCUCAACCGCGUAGUGCCGCACCAAAACUACAAAGUUAUGUUGCUUGCGCGAGCACUACUAAAUGUAUUUGUGACAAUAUUGUUCAUGAACAUUUAUUUAAAUGUCCGUCCCUCAACAGUUUAACGCCUUCUGAACGCUUCAAACGCGCUAAAGAACUUAAGGCAUGUGUUAACUGCCUAAGUAUCAAACACCGCACCCGCGAGUGCAAUUCCGAGGUGAAAUGUCGAGUUUGUCAUCAAAAGCAUCAUACUCUGUUGCAUUUUGACAAAGACAAGGAUGAAAGAGCUACGACGUCUGAUGUGUCAAGUGCAUCUGCGAGCGCCGUAGCUAAGUCGUCUUCACCGCCGCCGGAAAGCACAUCUUGUAACACGUCUAUCGUGACUCAAGCAUUAGCGGCCUCUAACAAUAAGAUGUCAAAACAAAACUCAACAUCGUGUGAUACGGUUUUGCUGUCCACCGCAAAGGUUAUCGUCCGCGAUAAUAAGGGUGGCACGCAAGUCGUCAAAUGUUUACUUGACACCGCGUCACAAAGUAACUUCAUUACUGAGGAGUGUUGUAAGCGCUUAGGUUUGAAUUUUGAUAAAAAGCCAAGCGCUGUAUUUGGCAUUGGAAAAACUAAAAAAAUUGUUAAGGGUAACGCAGAUAUUAAAAUAUUUUCGCGAUUCGACGAAAACGUCAACUUUGACGUUUCGAGUUUUGUGGUCGAUCGCAUCACCGACGAUCUGCCAUCAGUGCCGGUGGACAUGUCAACCCUCACACAUGUUCAUGGCCUCCCUUUGGCUGACGACACGUUGGAUACGCCCGUCGCAAUUGAUGUACUGGUGGGUGCAACUAUAUUUCCACAUUUGUUACUGCCGCACAUUGUUAAAAGCGAUGUGGACUAUCUGCCACCGGCUAUUCAGACAGUAUUGGGGUAUAUUUUAAUGGGUUCGGUCCCUGCUUUACAGUCACCGCGUAAAUAUACUUCGGCAUGUUGUACUUCUGUUCAAGACUCCACAGACAACCUUCUCAAAAGGUUUUGGGAACUUGAGGAAAUAUCCGCUCCGCCCGCUCAAAGUCAAGAUGACCUUGAAUGCGAGGAUUAUUUUCGCGCCACCACUACGCGCGACGCUAGUGGUAGAUAUACUGUCGCAUUGCCUUUCCGAGAUGACGUGUUCAAGCUCGGAGAGUCGCAUUCUGCUGCUAAGAGGCGCUUUCUUUGCCUUGAAAGAAAGCUAGAGUCAUCGAGUGUGUUACGUGCCGCCUAUGACGAUAUCAUUCGUGAAUACGUCAGUAAGGGUUACAUAUCGGAGGUAACUAUCUCCAUGAAGGCCUCUCCAGCUGUCGCAUACAUAAUUCCUCACCAUGCUGUCAUACGCGAGGACAAAUCAACGACCAAAGUGCGCAUGGUCCUGGAUUCGAGUAGCAAGACAAGCACAGGUCUGUCGCUGAAUGACGUUUUGCACUCAGGGCCCAAUCUUCAAGGGGAUUUGUUUUCAAUCCUUCUGAACUUUCGCUUAUUCAAAAUAGCGCUUUCGGCCGAUUGUCGCCAAAUGUUUUUACAGAUUGGUGUUCGCGAAGCGGAACGCAAGUUUCAACGAAUCUUAUAUAGAUUCCGCCCGGCAGAUCCCAUUACCACAUACGAAUUUAAUCGCGUGUGUUUUGGUAUGAAGUCGAGUCCCUAUCACGCGCUCCGCGUCGUCCGUCAGCUAAUUGCAGACGAUGGGCAUAAGUACCCAACGGCAGCGGCGAUCGCGUCCUCUUGUACAUACAUGGUUGACGUAUGCUUUAGCAUUAUGUCAGAUGACUCGCAGCAGCAGGAUGAGUCUGUUGCUAUCGCCGCGGCUAAGGAGCUGAUUGAUUUAUUCAAAUGCGGUCAAUUUGAUCUUGUGAAAUGGACCUGCAAUUCAGACGCUGUGCUACGCGAAAUACCUGCUUCGCAUCGGGCUUCCGUAGACAUUGAAAUCGACCCAGGGGUCUCCCAAAAGGUCCUUGGCUUAUGUUGGAAUAAAUCUGGUGAUUACUUUCAUUUCAAGGUGACAGAGCCAGACUCAACGUGCACUAAAAGGACGAUCUUGUCCGCAGUGGCACGUCUAUGGGAUAACGUGGGCUUAGUAGCUCCAGUUGUCUUAUACGCAAAACUCCUCAUCCAGGAGCUUUGGUUGAUCAAAUGCGACUGGGAUGAGACUCCCCCACCCCAUAUUGUGGAUUUAUGGGAACGAUUCUGUUCGGAGUUGCCAAAGCUCAAUGGAAUCCAAAUACCGCGCCAUCUUGGAGUAGCACAGGGUUGUACUAUAAACCUUUUAGGCUUCGGUGAUGCAUCCGAGCGUGCAUAUGGAGGCGUCGUAUACCUUCAGGUUCUAAAGGGAGACGAAGUGGCAGUUCGGCUGGUGUGUUCCAAGUCGAAGGUCUGUCCCCUUAAAACAGUCUCCGUCGCGAGAUUGGAACUGUGUGCUGCGGUCCUCCUGGCAAAGCUCAUGCGGAAGGUGCAAGAUAACUUCGAACCUCGUUAUAACAUUAACGAGGUCUACGCGUUUACAGACUCGAAAGUUGCUCUCUGCUGGAUUCAGUCAUCCCCCCACCGCUGGCAAACGUUUGUUGCCAACCGGGUAGUUAAGAUUGUCGAAGCUAUUCCGGCCAACUGCUUCCAUCAUGUGGCGGGCUUAGAAAAUCCCGCGGAUAGCUUGUCCCGUGGCCUGACGCCUUCUAAGCUCGUGGACCAUCCUUUGUGGUUCACGGGACCGGCUUGGGCUUCCAAGCAUCCAUCGGAAUGGCCUUUAAGGAAGCUCGAUCGAGAGUCCAUCGGUGAAGUGCCGGAGCUUAAGCCUCUUGCACACGCUGCAACUACGGAUGUGUCAGAGUCACCACUUUAUUCACUCGCUCAGCGAAUAUCGUCGUGGUCUCGAUUAUUGCGCAUCGUUGUAUACGUGUACCGCAUUCUUAAACCGAAACCGCGCUUCUCAGCACUUUCCCGAAAUGACCUAGAGUUCGCUGAGGGUAAAAUUAUUUCAUCGUUGCAAAGUGAACACUUUAGCGACGACAUUGAUAAAAUAAAGAGCAAAAGACCUACCGAGCUGUCGCGUGAAUCAAGUGAAUAA
Cydia pomonella (codling moth) is the source of this 4056-nucleotide messenger RNA. RefSeq lists its product as uncharacterized. The coding region runs from base 1 to 4056 and encodes 1351 amino acids. The record is from RefSeq and is a predicted model, not a curated record. The transcript has 2 exons. Lineage: Eukaryota; Metazoa; Arthropoda; Insecta; Lepidoptera; Tortricidae.